This is a messenger RNA of Geodia barretti, 755 nucleotides long. The record is from the annotation of a GenBank genome assembly. NCBI's taxonomy places the organism in Eukaryota, Metazoa, Porifera, Demospongiae, Tetractinellida, Geodiidae.
AUGGCAGUCAUAGAACUUGCCAGAACCGUCCUCGGCUGGACGGAUGCUCAGUCGACCGAAUUUGACAAAAACACCACUCACCCAGUGGUGAUAGAGAUGCCGGAACACAACCCAGAGCAGAUGGGAGCUACCAUGAGACUCGGGAAAAGAAAAACCGUCUUCACUGAUAAUUCAUGCACCAUCAAAAAGCUCUAUGGUAACAAGGCUUCUGUCGAGGAGAGACAUCGUCACCGAUACGAAGUGAACCCCAAGUAUGUGAUGGAUCUGGAGGAGAAAGGGUUAAAGUUUGUGGGGAGGAGCACGGAUGGCCAGAGAAUGGAAAUUCUGGAACUAGAAGAUCAUCCGUAUUUUGUGGCGGUGCAGUUCCAUCCAGAGUACCUCACUCGUCCAAUGUUCCCCUCGCCCCCCUUCCUGGGCCUCAUCAUGGCGGCCUGCGGCAAACUUGAGGCGUUCAUCUCGAGAAACUGCCAGCUCUCCCCGCGAGCAAGCUACGAAUACGACAGUGAAGAAGACGACGAGGUCACGCAAGCUCUUUACUCUCGAGACAGUAAGAGCCCUGCCACCGCCCUCCCCGAGAUUACUAUAUUUGCAGCACCACAGAACUGAAUCUCACCGGAUUUCUGUUUGGGAACACUUGUAAUUUUUUAAUUGACUUUCUUGCCACGUUUUUACUCGGAUUAUUUAACACAUGUCAAAAUUAUCCAUUCUUCUGCCUCUUUCAAAUUUUAUGGUUGAGUUCCGAAAAGCGUCAGGAC